Messenger RNA from Zasmidium cellare ATCC 36951, 5322 nucleotides. RefSeq lists its product as uncharacterized. The transcript has a single exon. The record is from RefSeq and is a predicted model, not a curated record. Gene Ontology annotation, molecular function: snoRNA binding. NCBI's taxonomy places the organism in Eukaryota, Fungi, Ascomycota, Dothideomycetes, Mycosphaerellales, Mycosphaerellaceae. Gene Ontology annotation, cellular component: t-UTP complex; 90S preribosome; small-subunit processome. Bases 1 to 5322 code for a protein of 1773 amino acids. Gene Ontology annotation, biological process: maturation of SSU-rRNA from tricistronic rRNA transcript (SSU-rRNA, 5.8S rRNA, LSU-rRNA); positive regulation of transcription by RNA polymerase I.
AUGGCGACCGCCCUCCAGCAGCAGUUGGCCGUCAUUGCCGCCAACAGCACCCACCAGCUCGACUUGAAGGCGCAAAAGGCCCGUCAUAGCAAGUCGUUGCUCUUCGAAGCCAGAGACGCCUCUACGCAGAACUUCGAUACCAUUUACCAGAUCUGCUUGGAAGGCUUUGAGGAGCUAUGCCAACUGGACGCACGAUUCGUUCCCUUCUCCCGAAAUCUCUUCAGCGAGCAGAGCAAGAAUGAAGACCGGACGCAAAUGACGGCAAAAGAGGUGGAGGAGCUGGACAGUGUGAUAGACAGAUUCUUGGGAUUGCUAGGAGGACGGCUAUUACUGAAGCCUGCUAUGAAGGCUGCUGAGUGGUUGGUCCGACGCUUCAGAGUACACGAAUACAACACCGAGACGGUCCUGUUGACAUUUCUGCCAUACCAUGGAUCGCACAUCUUUCCCACGCUUCUUUCGAUUCUACCGGACCAGCUACCGUCCAACUUCCGAUUCCUACAUCCGUAUGUCACAUCGCUGCAGAGUCCCCCACGACAUGCGAUCGUCGCAGCAACGAGCAACAACUCGGCCUUCUUCACAUCAUUCAGCCACUACGUUUUGAACGUAGCAAAGGCGAGACAUCAGUCUGCCUUGUUGCUCGGUUUCUGGGCCAGCGUGACAGCACAGGCAGUCAACGGCAUGAUCGAUUCAACAAGAUCUGGACGAGAAACAAUUCGAAAGCAGAAAGAGGAGGAUCUCUUGCUCAAAGUCUUGCCCAUCCUGCAAACCGCACUGAGCAUCAAAGAUGUACCGGAGCUAUACCUUGGAUCUUGCAUGGUCAUGACGAUCUUGGCAGCGAAAUCGUCUCUCAGCGAGAAAGCUCUCAACGCCAUGAUGGAGGCAGUUGCUGGUGGAUGGACAGAUCAGACUCUCGAAGACGGAAUGGUCACAUUGGCUGUGUUGGCAGAAGAGAAGCAAGACUUGACUCUGCCAAAUUCAGUCGUUCGAGCCGUCACGAAGCAAGCAGACGUGCUCAAAUAUGUGAACCGGAUUGCGUCGAAAUGCCGAGCGGACCAUCUGAUUACCGGGAUUGCCAUCGGCGCCGUGCAUUUAAUUGCCUCGAAGGAGAACGUCCAGGCAAGUGGGAUCCUAGCUGGUGCCCUUCGACUCCCUUACAUUUCUGGCGAGUCCAAGCUCGAAGUUCUUGUCAUCGCCAUGGAAGCCGUUGCAGAUUCUGGAGCAAAUGAUGCUCAACGGAAGCAGCUUCUUAGCCCCAUUCACUCUUUCGCCGAGCAAGACAGCAGUGGACAUCUUAUCACCCUGGCAGCUCAAAAGGCCGAGACCAGUCUUGGAAGACUGGAUGCCGAUCUGGCCUUGCAAAUUCACGACAAGACAGUCGACGAUGGCAAUGAAAACGACCCGGAAACGAUGCAGAUAGACGAGAAGCCGGCCAGCGAGACCCACAAUCCGAGCCUUGAUGUCGAAAAAUUGGCCAAGCUGCCGAGCAAGCCGAUAUCGUUUUUGGACGCGAAACACGAUAAGCUGUUUGAGGAGUACUCUGAAGCAUUUGUAAAGGCUGUGUCUCCCAAGGACGACUUGGGGCGGCUGUUGAAGGUGCUGUCGCCGGACAAAAGCAGUUUCGCACAGCACUCAACGAUGGGUACAUUCUUAGCGCGUCUCUGGACCAGCAGCUUUCCCUUCUCUGCCAGGGCCAAGGCUUUGCAGAUUACAGCUCAAAGGCUGCAGAGAUCCAAGCAAGAGCCUUCAUCAGCCGACAUGCAAGCACUUUUGCCGUAUUUGGUCGCUGCUCUUGCAGACCCUGCAAAGCCGGUCAGGUUGGCGGCCUCUUCCGCUUGUCUUGCUUUGAAGGCACUUUACGAGAAUUCCGCGGCUGCAAAGUCCUCACAGCCCAAUGUGUGGUGUCAGCACAGUCUUUAUGGCCAGAGAAGCUCGCAAAUCCACUGGAUCCCUACAUUGGACGCCCAAAGACUCUUCUCCGAAGCCGUUGCAACGAUCCUGGAAGAGUGUGUUGUGGACAGCAACUACCUUGUACAAUCUCUCGCGGACUCCAUCAAUGGAGCUAAAUCAGACGGCAAGGAGCUAAAGUCAACCCUUCGAGCGAGCGCCUACGCAUUCCUUGCCUCGCAUACCGUUUUGUCGCCAGCAGAAGGGGUGAAAAUUCGUUUGCUGUCGAUAUUGAGCAAAGUCGGCAAGAUUGCUGGUACAGCAAGAACGCAAAUCUUGUUGCCUUACGUUCGAACCCAUUUUGCUUCCUCACGGGCCGAGUCGCAGAACGAUGCUCUCAGCAGGGCACUGAUGCAAAAUGUGACGCAUCGAAGCGCAGAGGAGAUCGAGUUCCUCAGAGAGCUUGCGUGCGGUCGACUUGCCUCUGGAUCUGGUCCACAUUCCCUGGCCUUCGACGGAAUUCGGCAGCUGUGGGCGGCUAUGAAGGACGCCGCACGCAUGGAGCUGCUCAAUUGGCUUUUGGAUCUUGGACUCAAUCAAGAGGUCACCGAUGACAUUCAGUCUGAAGCAGUCGAGACCCUCCGUAGCCUAUCGAUUCCAAGUGACGUUCUUGUGCAGUUGGCCGAGAGCUUGCCUAGCGUCUCUGACUUGCAAGGCCAUCAUACUCCCGCCAAGAAGCAACGGACAAGCAGAACAUCUGAGACACCCAAGCCGGGCAGUCUCGACAGACAAAAGCUUGACAUCGCCAUUCGGAGAUGGACAUUGGUAUUGGAGCUAGUUGAAGAGUUGAAACCGGAAAAUCAUCCCCAGCUUCUCAAGGGCCUGUUCCACCUCUUGAGCGAACUACAUCACUACAAGACCUUGCUCGACUCUGAACUUGUGUAUCUACAAGGUCUGAUAGUCAACAGCUUGCUGUCGGUAGUCAACGGCCUGAAGACAACGGCCAACAAAGAGGUCGAUAGGUCUGUGGUUCGCCCGGACCUUAUUGUUGAUUGCGUGCGCACGACAUCGAGCACACAAGUUCACCAUGCAGCCUUGCUGCUGAUGUCUUCCCUGGCUUCCUGGGCUCCAGACUUAGUCCUGCACAGCGUCAUGCCACUUUUCACGUUCAUGAGCUCCACAAUCCUCAAGCAGAGCGAUGAUUACAGCGCUCACGUCACAGACCAAACAGUCGCACGAAUCAUUCCGCCCUUGGCUGCCUCACUCAAGAAACGUGGCCGAGACCUGAUCAGCGGAGCUGCUGAGCUUCUCCUCAGCUUCACUGCUGCGUUUGAGCACAUUCCGCUCCAUCGACGACCGGGAUUGUUCCGCCAUCUGGUCACGACCCUAGGCGCAGAGGAGUCACUAUUCGCCAUAGCCGCCAUGCUCAUCGAGCGUUAUCCAGCGGAGACCAACCUACGGCAGUUCGUUGCCGAAUUGAUGGACCACUUCCAUGUCAAGGUGCAGCUUUCGUCAGUCAGACAAUACCUUGAUCUCGUUUUCGACACUCUUAAAGUGAAGAGAGGUCUGUCCGACGUGAUUCUUGGGUUUGGUGAGAAGAAUGCAGACCAAGCCAAGGAAGCUACUUCAGUGUUACUCGACGGACUGGCGGAUGUACUUGGUCAGAAUACCCUCCGCAAAAGAUUGGCCAAGGAGUUGAAGGGCAGCAGCGAGCAGGCCGAUGAGCUGCGAGUCUCGUACUCUGUCAUCCUGGAAAAGACCAUGCAGCUUGGUCUCCAAAUCAAACCCGACGACGACCGUCACGACGCCGCCAGCAAUGUUCUUACAUCAGUCCUCAGCUUGAUGCCAACCAAAGACUUCAUCGAAUCUAGCGCAAUGCUGAUGCAGACCGGAUCGGACGAGAUUCGACAACAAGUCUUUUACUCGUUGGAGACACGGGUGAGCUCAGCCAAGCGAGCCGACGCAGAGAUGCAGCGAGUGUUCAUGGAUGUGUUACCAAACUGCAGCCUGUUCAUUGUUGAGAGUCAGCCGGUGGAGACCAGGCUCGCUGCAAUCGCCUGCGUCGACCGCAUCUCAGAGAAGUUUGGCAAGACCAAUCGCGCCGAGGUUAACAACGCUGCUCAGCCGGUCAUGGGCGACUCUGCCUUUGGAUCGACUGAUUACAGGCUGAGGCGUAUGUCUCUGCUGUGCCUCGCAAGCAUGGUCGAAGUCCUUGGAGACGAAUUUAUCGCACUUCUUCCUACGGCUCUGGGGAAUGCGUUGCGAUACAUGCAAGAAAGUGUGUCUGUUGACGAGGACGAGCGCACUGAGGAAGGCCAGGCCUUACUCUCUGCUGGUUUCAGCUUAGCUAUGGCCAUCCUCGACUACAUUCCGUGGAUGCUAUCGGGGUCUUACCUCGACCGUCUGCUGAAGAUCGCUGCAGAAGCUGACAGCAAUGGGGCAGCAGAACUCAAGAAUCUGGCCGCACGUAAGGUUUCUGCCCAAGACUGUUUCGCAGCUAUUGAGCGAAUCUGGGAAGAUGUUGCCGGUCUUGGCGAUUCAGCUGCCCAGUACACUGUCGCACUGUUCCAUGCUGCCAUCAAACAUCACACCAAAGCCACAAUUACCAAGAAUGUCAAGCCGAUAUUCGCCAUCUUGCUGAACGCUUUCGACCUGCGCCGCAACCUGACCUUGGAGGAUGACGAAGAUGCGGAGGUUGACCCUGCCAUCUUUGACGAGGUCGACAGUGCAGCUAUGGACGUGGUACUCAAGCUGAAUGACGCCGCCUUCCGGCCAUUCUUCGUCCGGUUCACGGAGUGGGCUACCAAAGGACUGUCGAAGAAAGACAAGUCGGGAACUGUUCAGAGGUGCAUCAGUCUUUAUAGCUUCAGCUUGACGCUCUUCGAUCAGCUCAAGUCGCUGGUGACGAGCUACGCCGGAUACCUGCUCGAGAACGCCGCCACUCUGCUCAAGACUCUAUCAGCCAACGACGAGUUCCAGGCACAACUACUUGAGACCGUCAUUAAAGCCCUCGCUAGCAACUUCUCCCACGAUCAGGACGGCUUCUGGCAAUCACCCACCCACUUCGACGCGAUCGCCGCCCCACUCCUCAGCGCUCUGCAAUGCGAAGACGAAACCAUCGUCAACGACCACGCCAUCCCCGCCAUCGCAGAGUUCGCGGGCGCCGCCAACUCCCCCGAACACCACAAGACACUCAACGGCAUCUUCAUGUCGUACAUGCGGCACGGGGACGCGGGGAUCCGCUUGGCAGCCGUCAAGUGCCAGCGGGCGGUUCUUGACAAGUUGAAUGUGGACUGGAUCGGUCUGUUGCCGGAGUGGCUGCCGGCGAUUUCGGAACUGCAGGAGGAUGACGAUGGGGUUGUUGAGAGGGAGACGUUGAGGUGGAUUCAGCAGAUUGAGGAUGUUACUGGGGAGAGCUUGUAUAAUAUGCUACAGUAG